Gambusia affinis (western mosquitofish) is the source of this 1846-nucleotide messenger RNA. RefSeq lists its product as uncharacterized. The transcript is spliced from 7 exons. The coding region runs from base 186 to 1220 and encodes 344 amino acids. The record is from RefSeq and is a predicted model, not a curated record. NCBI's taxonomy places the organism in Eukaryota, Metazoa, Chordata, Actinopteri, Cyprinodontiformes, Poeciliidae.
AUUAAAAUACGGAUGGAUUUGCUCAUAUGAUUAUAUGAAAAUCUGUGUUUGUACCAUAUGAAAAUGUUUAAUAUUUGUAUUAGUAGUAAUAAUAACAAAUUACGGAUUGCACCCGAGAAAACAUUAGAGAAGAAGAAGAAGCUUACGUCAUUCGACGCGACACUUUCCACGGUCGGAGCUGAACCAUGCCUAAAUAUAAGAGCAGUGUCCGUUGUAAGACCAAAAAAAUAAAAAUAACUCGGAAAACCAUCGGUGGUCGGGCGAAAUAUUCCUACAUUCCCUCACAUGCAGGCUCAUCUGACACCAACACUGUUUUUCCCUCAUCACAUGAUAUUUGUACUGAAAACUCAAAGGAAGAAGGGACCGCGUAUACUAGGGCAAAAAGGAAGGAGCUGACUCUAUGGGAUACACUAAAAGAUCAGGUCUUGGAAGAGUCCUAUAAGUCCUCCGCUCCUUUCUCUGACAUGUGCUCGGUGUGCAAGAAACCUGGAGUAUACCGCUGUCUGGAAUGCAGCAGAAGCAGUGUUUUUUGCAAAGAUUGUGUCUACACAGUACACAUAAAUUCUUUGCACCUCCCUGAAAAGUGGAAUAAAACCUGCUAUGAGGCUGCUUUCCAGCAGUUGGUGUUGCAUUUAAGUGGAGAUCACAGUACCCAUGAUGUUUACUCCAGAGAUGUAAAGACUUUUGUCAACACAGGUCAUCUCAUUAAUUGCACAGUUUCUUUCUGUAAAUGCGAACCUGAGGUCUGCACUCUUCUGAAAUAUGGCCUUUGGCCUGCUUCACCGGAGAAGCCACAGGCUGCUUUUUCAAUGGCUCUUCUUGAGCUAUUUGUUCAUCUUUCUUUGGAGUGCCAGGUCUCUGUAGAGGGAUUCAUCAACACCUUACGGUGGAAAAACAAUCUUACUGUUAUGGAGGUUAAUAUGCUGUACAGAGCCCUAGUAGGAGAGUCUAUUUCCCAGUUUCGCCAUUAUCACUUCCGACGAAGGUCACUAGUUGGCCUUUGUGACCAAUUUGAUGAUGGCACAGUGUGCCCAGCAUGCAUAAAGACUGAUGGCACUGUAAUUGUGGCUUUGGAUGCCAACUUUGGCCUCGUACGAAAAAAGAGCUCUGGAAGUAGUAUCACUGAGCCAUUGCAGGGUAACAGAAUGUUUGUCAGGGAUGAAGAUGUUGAAGAGUAUGUCGGGUCAAAUCCUGACAACUGUCAACCAACAGAGAGUUAAAGGAUGAGAUGUAAACAAGCUUACGGAGCUGUGGGGGGUUUUAAACCAGAAGAUGUGAACUGGCUAAUGAUCACAGGCGACACUUCCUAGAUUAAUGCCCACGCAGCAUUUAUUAUUACAUUUUAGCAAACAAUACUUGGCUGAUUGAAAGUACAAGGAUUUUUUUUUUUUAAGAAAAGACAUCCUGUAAUGUACCAGAAAACAACGUAAUAUUAUAAACAAAAUAACUGCAAAUCAAUCUACAAACAAUCCUGCCUCUAUAAAACAAACAAACAAACAAACAAACAAAAAUGCAAACAGGACAGAAGGGUCAGAAAAACGAGUGACAUUUACAUUAUUUACAAUCUCUUGGGUGACAUUUCAUGGGUUGAAUACACAGGUUGACCACAGCGCAGAGAGACGCUUUAGGGAAGUGGGUGAUGAUUUUUUACCUCUCUAUGGCACCGCUGUAGCCAAAAUGGGGUCAGUUUUGCAUAAUUUUAGACACACUUAAUACAAGAAAAGUCAAUCCAUUUCUUUGUUGACUGGUAGCCGCUGGUGUUUACGAUGAGCAGGAAAUCACAGCCAUGGUCCAGUGAAGUCUCAACGAGGAUAUUAAAUGCUUUUUUUUUUUUUUUUUUUUUUUU